Saprolegnia diclina VS20 is the source of this 1626-nucleotide messenger RNA. RefSeq lists its product as hypothetical. Gene Ontology annotation, molecular function: ATP hydrolysis activity; ATP binding; ABC-type transporter activity. Bases 1 to 1626 code for a protein of 541 amino acids. The transcript has 2 exons. Lineage: Eukaryota; Oomycota; Saprolegniomycetes; Saprolegniales; Saprolegniaceae. The record is from RefSeq and is a predicted model, not a curated record.
AUGCAGCAAGCCGGUCAGGCGGACGACCUCCUCGCCCAGGGCACGGCCGCGUACCACAGCAAGAUCAAGGACGAGGUGGGCGGCGUCUUGCCGCCGCUCGAAAUUCGCUUCACGGACCUCGCGCUCUCGGCCGACGUCCCGCUCAUGACGCGCCAAGAGCUGCCGACGCUCAUGAGCGACGUCACCUCGAUGGUGCGCGGUCUCUACCAGCCGUCGCGGACCGUGCGCAAGGACAUUCUGCACCCGAUGACGGGGACGCUCACGCCCGGGACGAUGACGCUCGUGCUCGGCCAGCCCCGGUCCGGCAAGUCGUCGUUCUUCAAGCUUUUGAGCGGCCAAGUCAAGACGACCAAGAGCCUUCGCAUGGACGGGCAGCUGACGUACAAUGGCGUCUCGGACAUGGGUCCCCACUUGGCGCGCUGGACGUCGUAUGUGGCGCAGCGCGACGUGCACUACCCGACGCUCACGGUGCACGAGACACUGUCGUUUGCGUCUCGCUGCGUCACGAGCCGCGAGCAGCUAGCGGCGGUGCCCGAGCACGCGACGCCGCUUCUGGCGUCGAUCGAAGCGGCGGCGCCGGACCUCGUGGCGCGCCAGCUGGGCCUCGCCCACUGCAAGGACACGGUCGUCGGCAACAGCAUGCUCCGCGGCGUCUCGGGCGGUGAGCGCAAGCGCGUGACGAUGGGCGAGAUGGAGUUUGGCUUCAAGCGCGCGUCGUUCCUUGACGAGAUCAGCACCGGCCUCGACGCCGCUGCCACGUUUGACAUCGUGUCGGCCCAGAAAAGCCUGGCGACCUCGCUCCAAAAGACGGUGGUGAUUGCGCUUCUUCAGCCAGCACAAGAUGUCUUUGAUCUCUUUGACAAUGUUUUGCUGCUCCACGACGGCUACACCUUGUACCACGGACCGCGCGACGCAUGCAUGCCCUACUUUGAGGCGCUGGGCUAUUCCUGCCCGCCGCACCGCGACGUGCCCGACUUCCUCGUCGACAUUGGAUCACCGGACCUGGAUGGACCGUCGCUGAGUGCCCGGGAGCUCGCCAGCGCGUUUUUGAGCUCGUCGGUCCAUGCGGCCAUGCUGGCGCGGAUGCAGCAGACGCCAUCGCUGCCGCCGCUCGCCCCCAUCGCGCCGUUUGCCGAGCCGUUUCUAUCGAGUACGAUGGCGAUUGCAUUGCGCCAGCUGCGCGUCUACCUCCGCAACGCCGAGUUGCUGCUCGCGUAUUGUCUACCUGAUGUGGACCUUGCGGGUCUCGUCGGCUUCCUCUUCAACUCGAUCUUUAUGCUCUUCAUGGGCUUUGCGCCGCCGGCGUCGCAGAUUCCGAGUGGCUUCCGGUGGCUCUACAGCGUUGUGCCACCCAAGUUUAGCAUGGCCAUUCUGGCUGCCGAGACGUUUGCCAAGUGCACGGAAGGCCACGAACUCGGCUGCAAGACGCUCGCGCACGUUCCGCCCAGUGUCCUCCAAGCGAUGGGCAAUGCCUCCAGCAUCACGCUCCAGGAGUACGUCGAGGGCGUGUACGAGAUGAAGUACGACGACGCCAGCACCAACACGCUCGCCACGCUCGGCUGGAUCGCCAUCAUCUUGGUCCUCAACGCGAUCGCGCUUCGCUUCGUCAACCACCAAAAGAAGUAG